Messenger RNA from Sebastes umbrosus (honeycomb rockfish), 11109 nucleotides. RefSeq names its product cubilin (intrinsic factor-cobalamin receptor) (gene cubn). The coding region runs from base 56 to 10942 and encodes 3628 amino acids. The record is from RefSeq and is a predicted model, not a curated record. The transcript has 67 exons. Lineage: Eukaryota; Metazoa; Chordata; Actinopteri; Perciformes; Sebastidae. Gene Ontology annotation, molecular function: calcium ion binding.
UCAAAACCCCAGUACAGCUGUUUUAGAGUGUCCAUGCGACACAUCUCUUUUUUCUAUGGCUGGGACACUACGGCUGUCAUGGCUAUUCUUCAUGCUCAUGUUCCUUCUGGUGGGACUACAAGGAGAGCCAGGAGACACGGCACAAAAGAGAGACAAGAGGAGCGUCAGCAACGACCAGGCUCGUAUGCUGUCAGAUGAUGGACAUCUUGUCUUCACGACUGGUGCCAAUAAAGAGAUCCGCUUCCAGACGUCAGCAUCGGGCCGGGUUAAAGUAAAUAAUGAAGACCUCACACAACUCUUGAGUCAGAUCAAAACCAACAAAGAAGAAAUUAAUGCCAUCAAGGAUGGAGGUGCAGUUCCCCCCGAUAUCACCAACAAACUGAACCAGCUGGAUGCCGGGGUGUCAACACUUCAGACUAAAGUGACUGCACUUGAAUCGAUGGUCCAGACGUUGUCCUGCAACAGUAACCCCUGUCAGAAUGGAGGAACAUGUCUGAACCUACUCAACUCGUACCACUGUGUGUGUCCCAACAACUGGGCUGGUCCUAACUGUGGAACAGAUGUGAAUGAAUGUCAGGUGUAUUCGGGAACAUCUCAGAGUUGUCAGAAUGGAGCAACCUGUGUCAACGCACCUGGAUCAUUCACUUGUAGCUGUUCUCCAGAAUGGUCGGGGACGUUGUGCACGGUGCGCUUCGAUGACUGCAGGAAUGCAGGACAGGACCUGUGUGUACACGGAACAUGUAUCGAUGCAGACCGGGUCACACCUGGACAGCCUAAAUAUCAGUGCAUUUGUGAGAGUGGCUGGGAGGCUCCAGCCGGGAAUCCGUCCUGUGUGGCUGACGUUAAUGAGUGUAACCUCCCCAACAAACCGUGCUCCUCCAACCCUGCUGUUCCCUGCUACAACACCCAGGGUUCCUUCUACUGCGGAGCCUGUCCUGCUGGUUGGCAAGGCAACGGCUACAGCUGUCGAGAUGUGGAUGAAUGCUUGGUCAAUAAUGGCGGCUGCUCCUCUGCUCCUGUGGUGCAGUGCCUGAACACUAUGGGCUCCUUCCACUGUGGUCCCUGCCCUCCAGGUUAUGAGGGCGAUGGGAGGACAUGCAGUCAGACCAACAUCUGUGCUAACAACAACGGAGGCUGUCACCCGUUAGCUACCUGCUCCUCCAGCCCAGGCACAAGCCACCCUAUAUGUACCUGCCCUCCAGGCUACACAGGCAAUGGAUAUGGACCGGCUGGUUGCACCCAGACGAGCAACGUCUGUUCGACCAACAACCCCUGUGUCAACGGACAGUGUGUGGCCACCUCCUCGAAUCCUGGCUACAUCUGCAAUUGCAACUCUGGCUGGCAAGGAGCAAACUGUGACCAGAACAUCAAUGAAUGCUUAAGCAGCCCCUGUCAGAAUGGAGGAACCUGCACCGACGGCAUCAACGGAUUCACAUGUACUUGCACCGUCGAAUGGACCGGCCCACUCUGCCAGAGCCCACAGCAAGUGUGUGGAGGUGACCUGUCGGGUCCUGGCGGUUCCUUCAGUUAUCCCAACACCCCAGGUCACGAUGAGUACGAUCACCUGGUCAGCUGUAACUGGCGAAUCCGCGUCGACCCUAACAAGAUUGUGCGUAUCACCUUUCCUUUCUUUCAUCUGGAGAGCAGCACCAACUGCAACUACGACUUCCUUCAGAUCCAUGACGGGGACAGCGCCUCUGCUCACAUGAUCGGAAGAUACUGUGGCCAAAAUAACCCACAGGAGCUCUUCAGCUCCCACAAUGCCCUCUAUUUCUGGUUUCGCUCCGACCACACGAUCAGUGCCGAUGGCUUCACGGUGGUUUGGCAGUCUCAGGACCCAGUGUGUGGAGGCCAACUAACUGCCCCCUAUGGCAACAUCAACUCCCCCGGUUACCCUGGACAGUACCCACCCAGCCGAGACUGCUACUGGGAAGUGACGGUGGCGCCCGGCCUGCUCAUUACCUUUGCGUUUGGGACUCUCAGUCUGGAGACGCAUGCUGACUGCAGCUUUGACUUCCUAGAGAUCCGGGAUGGUCUUCUACCUGAAGACCCAGUUCUGGGGAAGUACUGCAGUACUGGAUCACCUCCCCCACUACAGACCACCGGUCCAGCUGCAUGGAUCCACUUCCACUCCGACUUUAGCGUCACGGACCGAGGCUUCCACAUCACGUACACGACAUCACCAAGUGACCCCGGCUGUGGCGGUACCUUCACUGACAGCGAGGGCAUCAUCAUCUCCCCCAACUGGCCCAACAACUACGCCCACAACCGCCAGUGUAUCUAUCUGAUCCGGUUGCCAGCAGGAGAGAAGGUGGCCCUCAACUUCACCCACAUGAGCCUGGAGACUCACAGCAGCUGCACAUUUGACUACGUGGAGGUUCGUGAUGGUCGGAUGGAGACUGAUCCUCUGAUAGGGAGGUACUGUGGGAGCGUCCUGCCGGCGCCCAUCCUCUCCUCCUCCAACUUCCUGUGGAUUCGCUUCAGGUCCGACAGCUCAGUCAGCCGGGCUGGUUUCAGGGCGGUCUACACCGUCGGUUGUGGAGGUAUUUUGUCUGGGACUGGGCAGUUACGCUCUCCUUACCACCCCAACGCCUAUCCCCACAACAAGGUGUGUGAGUGGCUCAUCAACCAGCCGGAGGGCUACGUGGUCACCCUCAACUUCCUGUCGUUUGACGUGGAGGGAGGCUCCUGCCGUUUUGACUUUGUGGAGGUCAGGGACGGCUCCACGUCUAGCUCUCCUCUGCUGGGGACAUUUUGUGGCAUCAACAUCCCCCCCAGGCUCCAGUCCACUCAGAGAUCGAUGUACAUCCGCUUCAAGACCGACUCGUCUAUCAGCAACCACGGCUUUGAAGCGGCCUACGGCUCUGCCUUGGAGGGCUGCGGUGAUACCCUGACCAGUCCUUCAGGUACCAUCAGAAGCCCUGGCCAUCCCAACAACUACCCCCACGGCGCCAACUGUACCUGGUUCAUCAGCGUUACCCCCGGCAACCUCAUCCGGCUGUCGUUUGACUCCUUCAACCUGGAGUACCACCUCAACUGUAACUAUGAUUACCUGGAGGUGUACGACAACGGCACCGCGCAGACCGGAACCAAGAUCGGCAGGUACUGUGGGCGUUCAUUGCCUCCAUCCAUCACCAGUACUGACAGGCAGCUGACUUUGCUGUUUGUGACCGACUCAAGUUUAUCCACCGAGGGAUUCUCUGCCAACUAUGUCUCAAUCAACGCCACCACAGACUGUGGUGAGACUUUCACCUCCUCUACCGGCUCCUUCAGUUCACCCAACUACCCUGCCUACUACCCAAACAACAGAGACUGCAUCUUCAAGAUCAUCGUGCAAGUCAACAUGCAGAUCAUGCUGAACUUCACCGACUUUGAGCUGGAGGGCACCCCUCCUACUUGCAGCUAUGACUUCGUCCAGAUCAGGGAUGGUGGCUACGAGACAUCCCCCUUGAUUAAUAAGUUCUGUGGCAAUCAGAGGCCUCCAGUCCUGGUAUCCCAUAGCAACCGUCUUUGGAUUAGAUUCCGCUCGGAUUUCUCUGUCACACGUCGUGGAUUCACUGCCCACUGGGAUGGCUCGCAGACUGGCUGUGGUGGGAUGCUGACGUCUCCGUCUGGAGCGUUUUCCUCCCCUAACUACCCGCUGCCCUACCAUCCUAAUGCUGAGUGCUACUGGAACAUCAGGACCAGCCAGAGCAGCCAGCUCGUCCUCUCUUUCUCUAACUUCCACCUGGAGUCCAGCUCCAGCUGCAUGUAUGAUUACCUGGCUGUGUAUGAUGGUAACAGCACCACCGCUCCACAGCUGGCCCAGUUGUGUGGCAGUCAGCCGCCCGGCGCCAUCAGCUCUUCCAGCAAUCGACUCUACAUCAAACUACGCACCGACGCCAGCAUCAGCACCGGAGGCUUCCUGGCAUCGUACACCACCAACUGCAGCGGUGUGCUGCUCUCAGGCCGACCCAAAGGAGUGGUGGAGUCACUGAACUACCCCGGCGACUACCCACACAACACUGAGUGCAGCUGGACCAUCCUGGCCAGCAGCGGAAACACCGUCAACUACACCUUCACCGCCUUCCAGGUGGAGGCCACCUCCACCUGUAGCUUUGACUACAUGAAGCUCUUUAACGGGCCUAACACCCAAGCUCCUCUGAUCGGUACCUUCUGUGGAUACACGCCCCCCCCAGCCGGCACCACCACCGGCUCAGCUCUCACCGUGGUGUUCAGAACGGACCACUCCAUAUCCAUGUCUGGCUUCCAGAUGAUGUGGUAUCAGAAUGGUUGCGGUGGGGAACUCUCUGGUUCCAGUGGCUCCUUCAACAGCCCAGGUUACCCCAACAGGUAUCCAGAAAACAGGGAGUGUAUCUGGUACAUCACCACGUCAGCUGGCAGCAGCAUCACCCUCACUAUCCAGGAGUUCGACGUGGAGUUCCACCCAGACUGCAGCUACGAUGUGCUGGAAGUGUACGGAGGCCCAGACCUGUUGGCCCCUCAGCUGGCCAAGCUUUGCAGCACCACAUCCAGCCCCAUGCGUGUCUCCAGCACUGGCAACCUGAUCACAGUGCGCUUCAAGUCGGAUGCCUACGUCAGCGGUCGAGGUUUCAACGCAAGCUGGGCUGAAGUCCAGGGAGGCUGUGGAGGCCCAGUCACCGCUCCAUCAGGGGAGAUCCACUCUCCUUUGUAUCCCAGCAGCUAUCCCGAAAACGUGGAUUGCUCCUGGAUCAUCAGUGUGGACCCAAACCACCGUGUCUUCUUCAACUUCUCCGACAUGGACAUUGAAUAUCACAGCGACUGCUCCUGGGACUACGUGGCUAUCCAUGAUGGACCAUCCAUGUCUUCUGCUCUGCUUGCCCAAGUGUGCGGCACCGUUCUUCCUCCCUCCGUCACCUCCACCCAGAACACCAUCUACGUCCGCUUUAGGUCCGACUCCAGUCGCAGCCACCGCGGCUUCAGCGCUCGCUUCUCUGAGGCUUGUGGUUCAACCAUCAUAAGCGACGAUAACGGGGGGGCCAUUGCCUCGCCACGGUACCCGGCAGCGUACCCACCCAAUCAGAACUGUAGCUGGAUCAUCAGAGCACAGGAACCAUUCAACCAUGUGACCCUGUCAUUCACUGACUUUGAGUUAGAGAUGAUUAACUCCAACUGCUCCCAUGAUGCCGUGGAGAUCCUGGAUGGAGACAACUACCAGGCCCCUUCUAUAGGGCGCUACUGUGGCUUUGAAAUCCCUCACCCAGUGACAUCCUUCAGUAACUCCUUGGUGGUCAACUUCGUCACGGACAGCUCCGUCUCCAGAAAAGGGUUCAGAGCCACCUACACGGCAUCCACCUCCAGUUGUGGAGGAGACCUGGUGAUGGAGAGCGGUGCGUUUAACAGUCCCAACUAUCCGGAUGCUUAUCCACCCAAUGUGGAGUGUGUGUGGACCAUCAGAAGCUCACCAGGGAACCGUCUCCAGCUCUCAUUCAUUGUCUUUCACCUGCAGGGAGACUAUGGCUGUAAUAACGACUACCUGGAAAUCAGAGAGGGGAACUCCACCGGAGUUCUGGUCGGUCGCUUCUGUGGAAACUCGCUGCCCUCCAACUACACCUCCGUGACCGGUCACAUCCUGUGGGUUAAGUUCGUCUCAGACGCGCAGAUCAGUGGAGCCGGAUUCAGAGCCACCUUCGCACACUUGUAUGGUAACGAUGUGGUGGGGGAGUCUGGUCAGAUCGCAUCCCCACUGUAUCCCAGAACGUAUCCCUACAACGCCCACUACCGCUGGACCAUAACUGUGGACGGAGACAGCUACGUUCAGAUCCGCUUUUUGGACAUGGACAUAGAGGACCUGCUUGACUGCGGCUACGACCACCUCAAAAUAUUUGACGGCCCCAGUGUUCAUUACUACCCCAUCGGGACAUUCUGUGGUCUGGCCCUGCCCCCUCCCCUGAGAAGUUCAGGAAGCACCGUCACCCUACAGUUCAUUUCGGAUUCAGUGGUGGGAGGACGAGGUUUCCUCGUGGAAUGGACCGCUGUGCAGGACUCUGGACCACCACCCACCAUCGCACCAGGUGCAUGUGGAGGAGUGCUAAUGACAGGAGAGACUCCCGGCUUCCUCUUUUCUCCUGGCUGGCCUGAAAACUACGCUCCUAACCAGGAGUGUACCUGGUUGAUCCGUUCUCCAGACUCAACCGUAGAGUUAAACCUGUUGUACCUGGACAUUGAGGACUACCCCAACUGCUACUUUGACAGCCUUGUCAUCAGAGACGGUGGGAGCAGUCUAUCCCCCGUGCUGGCCAAUGUGUGCGGUCGGAACCUUCCAGCUUCUCUCCACUCAACGGGAGACUCCAUGUUCAUCCACUUCUCCUCAGACAGCAGCGUCAGCGGCCGAGGCUUUAACGCCUCCUACUCUAGAGGUUGUGGUGGCCUCCUGCAUGCAGACAGAGGCGUGCUGAGCAGUCCCCGCUACCCCCAGAACUACCUGCCGGGUCUGGACUGUAGCUGGCAUGUGAUGGUGACACCUGGCUUCAGGGUGUCUGUCGCCUUCCAGAGCCCCUUCCAGAUUCAAGGCUAUGGAACUGGAUGCAGCACAGGAGACUACCUGGAGCUCAGGAAUGGUCCAGAUGGUUCAUCUCCACUACUGGGGGGACGUCUCUGUGGUACAAGUGUUCCACCCCUCCUCCAGACUACCGACAACCACCUCUUUAUUCACUUUGCAUCUGAUGCCAACAAUGAGGGCGGUGGCUUCAAGCUGACCUUUGAAGCCCACAGUCAGGCGUGCGGAGGCUUCAUUGAGCUGAAUGAUAACGAUCCUCCAGGCUACAUCACUUCACCCAACUAUCCUCAGAACUACCCCCAGAACAUCGACUGUAUCUGGGUCAUAACCGUGCCCAAUGGAGAGGCUGUUCAAAUAGAUUUUGAGGAUGAUUUCUACAUCGAGACCACAGCCAGCUGUGCGUAUGACUACCUGGAGCUGCGUGACGGCUCAGCUUCCGACGCCGGCUUAAUUUCCCGCCUCUGUGGCAACACCCGACCGCCUACCCAACAUUCGACAGGUUCCUCCAUGCUGCUCAGGUUUCGUACUGACACCAGCGUCACGCACAGAGGCUUCAAGGCAAAGUACUCCAUAGCAACAUGUGGAGGUACCUACAUAGGUCAGAGCGGUACCAUCCGCAGCCCUGGCUUCCCAGGAUCCAACUACCCUGACAGCUCCAGCUGUGAGUGGUACCUGGAGGGGCCCACGGGGCACUACCUCACCCUCAGCUACGGAGACUUCAGCCUGCAGACCUCUUCAGGAUGCUCUGCUGACUAUGUGGAAAUCAGAGAGUACAAUGCCUCAGGGCGCCUACUGGGCAAACACUGCGGCAGUAGCCUUCCGGCUUCCAUGGACACAUCUGACAGUUUUGCCUACGUGAAGUUUGUGAGCGACACCAGCGUAAAUGCACCCGGCUUCAGUCUGAUGUUUGAAGCCAGCGUUGAAGUCUGUGGAGGAGAGCUGAACGCUCCCUCAGGAACCAUCUCCUCCCCCAAUUACCCCAACCUGUACCCACACAGCCGGGUGUGUCGCUGGGAGCUGGUGGUGUCACCAAACCGCCGGGUCACGCUCACCAUCAAUGACCUGCAGCUGGAGGAUUCUGGUGUUUCCUGUACAUUUGACUACGUUGAUGUACUGAACGGCUUGGCGGCCGACGCCCCUCGCCUGCAGAGAUUCUGUGGUACGGUACCAGCCGGCACACAGGUGCGCUCCUCCGGCAACACCAUGACCGUUGUGUUCCGCACCGACGCCUCAGUGUCCAACGGUGGCUUCAUGGCUUCCUACUCCUCUGAGGAGCCUGCAGAGUGCGGUGGAGUCCUGAACAACCAAGCUGGCGGGAACUUCACUUCUCCUGGGUAUCUGGUGUCCAACUACAGCAACAACCUCAACUGUGAGUGGCUGAUCCAGAACCCACGGCACAUCAACUCCUCUAUUGUGGUGCUGAUAGAAGACCUGCACAUGGAGAACCACCAGACCUGUGUGUCAGACUACCUCCAGUUCCGCUUAGGUGACUCAGAUGGGGAUCUGUUGGCCAAGUUUUGUGGGCAGACCACCCCCAACCUUCCCAUUGUGGUCUUUACCCCAGAGCUCUAUGUCCAUUUCAGGACUGACGCCUCCCAGGGAGACCUGGGCUUCAAGGCCAAGUAUAUGUUCUCUGAGUGCGGAGGCUGGCAGACAGGUGAAGGGGGGCUGUUAUCCAGUCCUAACUACCCCAACAUCUACCCCAGCCCCAGUCGCUGUGCCUGGCUACUAGAGGCCCCAGCGGGCCACACUAUUACGCUAACCUUCAGCUACUUCAACCUGGAGCCCCACUCGCAAUGUGGCUGGGACUCUGUCACCAUCUUCAAUGGAGGAUCUCCCGGUUCCCCCGUUAUCGGCCAGUACUGUGGGACCACCUCCCCAGGAACCAUCCAGUCAGGAUCCAACAAGCUGGCUGUGGUGUUCCUGGCUGACCAUAGUGUGUCCAGAGGAGGCUUCAUGGCCUCCUGGUCUGCUGAUUCCUCAGGCUGUGGAGGGGUGAUCCAUGCUGAUUCGGGAACAAUCAAGUCUCCAAACUAUCCCCAGAACUUCCCAGCCAAUGUGGAGUGUUCCUGGCGGAUCAUUGCCCAUGAAGGGAACCACCUGGAGAUGAGCUUCAACAGUAAUUUCGAGAUUCCAGUCAGCAGUGGCACCUGCCAGAGCAGCUACGUCAAGGUGUGGUCAGGUCAGACCCAAAAUCCUGAGGCUCUGCUGUCAACAGGCUGUGGCUCAGUGGCCCCAGGUCCCAUCAUCGCUCCAUAUAACAUCAUCACAACCCGAUUCCAGGCCACCGAAGCUCCUGGCAGAGGCUUCUCAGCCUCCUUCAGCACCAGGUGCGGAGCAAACUUCACAGCUUCCAGCGGCCGCGUGGUUUCUCCCAAUUAUCCAGCCGACUACCCCAACUACUCCAACUGCAACUACACCAUAGACGCUGGAGAGCAGACCGUGGUCAUCCUCACCUUCCAGACCUUCCAAAUAGAAGCACACUCCACAUGUCAGUACGACGGGCUGAAGAUCUACAGCCGGGCUACCGGUGGCUCUGCUGUGGCCACUCUGUGUGGCAGCAACAUCCCGGGGCCCUUCUCCAGCUUUGGCCCCAUGUUACUCCACUUCUACUCGGACUCUGUGAUCACCGACGGUGGCUUCAUGGCACAAUACAGAGCCAUCCCAUGUGGUGGAUUCUUCAACAGUACUAUGGGUUCAUUGAGCAGUCCAGCACUCUCCGAGACCAACUACCACCACAACAUCAACUGUACCUACCACAUCAUGGCCCGGCCAGACAGAGUGUUGGAUCUCAAGUUCAACACCUUCCACCUGGAGGCGUCGUCUUCCUGUCGCUAUGACUACGUGGCAGUGUAUGAUGGACAGGACACCUUGGCGCCCUUGCUGGGGAAGUUCUGUGGUAGAGUGCUCCCACCCGAUCUGCGCUCCUCCACCAACCAGCUGUUCAUCGUGUUCAGGACCGACGCCUCGGUGAAUGGGAUCGGCUGGAGGGCCGUUUAUAGUGAGACACUCGGUCCUGCUCAGGGAUGUGGUGGCUACCUGUCCAUGCCCAUGGGCAUGUUUGGUUCUCCGGAUACAAACCUGGAUGGGCGCUAUGAGCCCAGGAUGGACUGCCUGUGGACCAUUGAGAUGCCGGUCAACAGGGCUGUCAACCUGACCUUCGACACCUUUGACCUCGAGAGCUCCUCUUCUUGCCGCUUCGACCGUGUCAAAGUGUAUGAUGGAGACAACAUUAACUUCCCUCUGGUUGGGACAUUUUGCGGAAACCUCAUCCCUUCUUAUUUUGUAUCGAGCGGAAACUUCCUGACUAUUCACCUUGUCACCGAUAGCUCAGUAGAGAAACGAGGCUUCAACGCUACCUACAGAGCUGUGCCACUGUACUGCGGUGGCACUGUGAACGCCACGACCGCCGUCCAGACCCUGACAUCCCCUUCCUUCCCCAAUGCCUAUCCUCCUUACACGUCCUGCCGCUGGAUCCUGGAUGCUCCAGCCCAGGAAACCAUCCGGGUGUCGAUCCAGACCUUUGUCCUCCAGCCCAGCCAGAGCUGCCCCAGAAACUACCUGGAGAUGAAGGACUGGCCUGUGGGAGACUACGGGCAGUCACAUAAGUUCUGUGCAUCAGAUGACCAUCCACCAGACUUCUACAGCUACGGCAGAACAAUCCUCAUGGACUUCAGAUCUGACACCUUCAUGGCAGGAAAUGGCCUGAGCGUCACCUAUCAGAUCGCCAGCUGUAGCCGAACCUACGAACAGGAAUAUGGCUACCUGAAGAGUCCAGGCUGGCCUGACCUCUACCCCCACAACGUGGACUGCGCCAUCAUCCUGAAGGCACCACCCAACAACUACAUCUCCUUCUUCUUUAACAGCUUCAAUGUGGAGAGCCACAGCCAAUGUCAAUUUGACUACCUGGAGAUCCGUAAUGGCAGCACAGCGGACUCCCAGCUGAUUGGUCGGUUCUGCGGCAGCACGUUGCCCAGCCCCGUCUUCCCACGAUCCAACCUGCUCUACUUACGCUUCAAGAGUGACGCCUCACUCGUCCAUGCUGGCUUCGAGGCCACAUGGACAUCCUCCGCUAACGGUUGUGGUGGUACUCUGUAUGGAGACCAUGGCUCAUUCUCCAGUCCCAACUACCCAGGCACCUAUCCCAACGGUACCAACUGUGAAUGGGGCAUCACGGCACCCAGAGGUCGUGUGGUGACCAUCACCUUUGCCCAGAUCAGCAUUGACGACCCUGGAGAUUGCCAGAACAACUUCUUGAAGUUGUAUAAUGGCCCAGACGCCUCGUCACCGCCUGUUGGACCUUACUGUGGAGUGGAAACCAACAUCGCUCCGUUCACGGCCUCCUCCCAUCAAGUCUACGUGGUUUUCCGAGCCCAGUACGCCACCCUGCCUUCAGGGUUCAGACUCACUUGGAGCAGCUGAGAGACACACACACACACACACACACACACACACACACACACACAGUUGCUGACUAAUUUCCUAAUCACAUUUUAAAGGUAAACACCUUUCUAUGCGUUUUUGUAAACAAACCGAUGUAAUAAUAAUAAUGUGAAUAAUGUGAAUAAUAAAUAUUUGCUGACAACAAA